Aphanomyces astaci is the source of this 4185-nucleotide messenger RNA. RefSeq lists its product as hypothetical. The coding region runs from base 765 to 3380 and encodes 871 amino acids. Gene Ontology annotation, cellular component: nuclear envelope; cytosol. Gene Ontology annotation, biological process: protein import into nucleus. The record is from RefSeq and is a predicted model, not a curated record. Gene Ontology annotation, molecular function: small GTPase binding. The transcript has 6 exons. Lineage: Eukaryota; Oomycota; Saprolegniomycetes; Saprolegniales; Verrucalvaceae.
UGCAAAACACCCCAAGAACGUUCCCCCUAUCCGGAUACGGAUAACUUCAAGAUCUCCCUAUUCCUGGCGAAGAUGGACGCGCCGACGUUGCACAGCAUUCUCCUCCAUACGUUCAGCACGGAUGCGGAUGCGCGAAAGGCGGCGGAGGAAGCGAUUAAGAACUUGCACACGGUCAGGGGAAGCAUCGUCCUGCUCGUCCAGCUUCUCUCGAGCGACGACGUCCAGCGGGAAAUUCGGCAGGCGGCGGCGAUUUCACUCAAGAACAUUGUGCAUCGACAUUGGGGAGUACUGGACGGGGGUAGCGACGACGACCAUGACAAUGGACGAGGAGAUGGAGCGGUAGACCCAAAUCCGUCGGCCUUCCCCGACGCAGACAAGGACGAGUAUCGUUCGUUCAUCUUGGAAGGGCUGUUUGCCGCCCAGGACAACUCGAUCCAGGCGCUGCUUGUGGAAAGCGUCAGCAUCGUCGCGCGCCAAGACUUUCCCGUACGCACCUGUAUCGAUGGACGACUCUCUUCCCAUAUGGUCCGUUACUCGUCACGUCUAAUGAUGUAGCACAAAUGGCCGUUGUUGGUCGACAACAUUUGCGCCGCGAUGCAAUCGGGCCACGCGACUCGCAUCAUCAACGUCCGUUAUUAUCAUCUCGUCUUACAUUUCUCGAACUGAUUGGGGUCUUGUAGGCAUUGCUCGCGCUGCGUAAGCUGGUGAAAAUCUUCGAGUACAAACCGUCGCAUCAACGAGAUACGCUCAACACGAUUGUCGCGAUGACAUUUCCGUUGCUUCGCACCAUGCUGCAGCAACUAGUCGGGUACGUCCAGCAUCCAUGCCGCCAUUGUGAGAUGUCGCGUAGGAAUCCGUCCGACGACGCUGGACACAUGGUGCAUUUGACAGUCAAGGUAUUCUGGUCCAGUGUACAGUGUGCGCUGCCUCCGCACAUGACGCUCGAGGAAAUCGGAGCUUGGCUCGAACUGCUGAAAGCGGUGCUGACGAAAUCGAUGCCCGACCCCCCGGUGCAUGGCGGCGACGAAGACGACGACGGCGCGCGCCGAAAUCCGUGGUGGAAGGCCAAGAAAUGGACGCUCCAGGUCAUCUGUCGGUUCUACAACGUGUUUGGCAACCCCAAGCACAGCAACUCGACGCCCGAAUUGAGCGCGUUCUUCCGCGGGCAGGUGGCGCCGCAUCUGCUCGUGGCCGUGCUAGAGACGCUCAGCUUGCGGCCGUCGGGGCGGUACUGUCCCGAUCGCAUCGUGCAGCUCAGCCUCAUGUACGUGCAAGAAGCCAUUUUGUCUGCUACAGCGUACAAGCAACUGCAGCCGCACUUGGACUUUGUGCUGUUCAAGGUGAUUCACCCGCUGUUUUGCCUAACGCGGUCCGACCUCGACCUGUUUCAAAGCGACCCCCACGAGUACAUUCGUCGAUGCAGCGACGUGUUGGGCGAGUACUUGAACCCAGUGUUUGCCGCCGAGGGGCUGCUCGUCGAGCUAUGUACAAAGCGCGGCAAGGCCUGCGUGGUUAAAGUGCUGUCGUUCUACAACGACCUGCUGGUUCCAGCGCCGACCGACGAAGCGCAGUGGAUCCAAAAAGAAGCGGCGCUUCAUGCGUUGUGUGCGCUGGACUCGUUCUUGACGCUGUCGCCGCCGCACCAAGCACAGAUGGAAUCGAUCAUGCUCAUGCACGUGCUGCCAGCGUUUGAAAACCCCAGAGGGUACAUGCGGCUGCGCGCCGUCAAGAUGCUGUCGCGGAAUUACAUGACCAAACUCGUGUUUGCCGACCCAACCAUGUCACAUAUCAUCCACUCCCUGCUUCGGUGCCUGCAAGAUCAAGAGCUGCCCGUGCGCAUUGAAGCGGCCAAGAGCUUCCGCCAUGUUGUCGUGUACGCGCAUUCGACGGUCGUGCUCGACACGUUGCGCCCGCUGCUGCCCCAAGUGCUGGACCAGUUCUUUGUGAUCAUGGACGACAUGGGGUUUGGAGACGAAGUCGUGCUCGCGCUGGAGCAACUGAUCGAUUCGUUCUGCGACGAAGUGGGGCCGUAUGCGAUACAGUUGGUCGUGCGUCUCACGCUGCGGUUCAAGCAAUGCCUAGACAAGGAAGACGACGACGAGGACGCGUGCUUCACGGCGGCGUCAUGUCUGGACACAAUCAACACGAUCCUCAUGAGCAUCUACAACCAGGCCGAGCUGUUUGAGCCGCUCAUCGACGCGCUCUUGCCGACGCUGCACUUGCUCUUGAGCUCGGACGCGUACUUGGACUUUGUCGAGUCGGCCCUGGACAUUGUCAAGUCGAUUGCGUACUAUAGCGCGGCGAUUCAUCCCAAGGUAUGGGCGCUGUUUCCGACGCUGUUUCGCGGCGCCGAUCUAUGGGGCAGUGAGUACAUGCACCAGCUCGUGGUCGUGUUGUAUUCGCUGAUUGGGCGCGAUGCGGCGGGGUUCGUGUCGGCCGUAUUUCAAGUCAACUUGGCCAAUGGCACGACCAAGCGUAUUCGGUACAUUGAGCUCGUGUACAACCUCGUGCGCAAGCUGCUGCACAAGGAACACGUGGACGACGAAGAAGUAUGGGGCGCGAGCGCGAUCGUCGAAUGCGUCUUGCACAACUGCGACGGCGUCGAAGUGUUUAUUCCUGCGGUGUUGCAGCUGCUCUGCUUUCGCAUCAGCCGCACCGCCGUGGACGACCCGCGCCCGCUCACGCAGCUCUUGUCGGCGCUCUUGGCCGCCCUCCGAUACAAUCCCACGCUCACCAUUGCAGCCCUGGACAAGAUGAAGGUGCUGGAGCCCAUCCUGAACGCGCUCGACAAGAACGCCGACAUGCGCACGUCCGUGAGCGAGCAAAAGAUCUAUGUCCUUGGCGUCGUGGCGCUGCUUGGACGGCCCGCCGCCGACUGGCCCGUCGCCGUGCAGGGGGCGUUGAAAAUGUUGGUGUGGAAGGCGAUUCAGUCGUUGCACCGAAUCAUCGCGCGGACCCAACAGCAGCUGGCGCGCGAGGAAGCCGCGGCGCAUGGAGGGAGUGCCGCGAACCUCCCGCCGGCAGACAAGUCGCUCCAGGCCUUGAUCCAUAAGGGCGGAUACGACUCGGACGAAGAUGCCGACUUGAUGCUGCACAACGACGACGACUAUGCGCAUGUCCUCCACGACCUGAAGGGCGGUGACGACUUAGAUGAUGAAGAAGACAAGGACUAUUACAGUCGAAUAGACAGCAUCGACGAGGUCGCAGUGUUCUUACAGGCCAUGCAUGGUAUCAAGGACUCCCAGCCAGCCACGUUUGAAGCGCUGGGACUGGCCAACAACCAAGAGUUCUUCCAUUCUUGCGAGGUGUUUGCAGCGGAGUUACGCCGUCGACAAGAAGUUCUCGGUCGUGCUUCCGUGCCUGAUGCACUAGAAGGAUAAGAAUGCAGUGCAUAAAUAAUAUUACUUAGAUUGGUUUAGAUGACAACGCCCCGGAGGAUCUCGCGAGACAGAAUCAAGUCGAGGUGGUCAGGGUGGGUACACAAAUGCGAUAAAUAGGUCGACACGAGCUUGAGCUGUCGCACCAUGUCGGGGAUAGAAGGGUAGUCGACGAACUUGACCGACUUGGACUUGGUCAGCGGUAGGCAUGACGGCAUCAUUUGCACAGCUUGGCGUUCGUAGUGCGAGUCGCCGAUCGACACGAUAUGACGCUGGCGACCGGUCAUGUCCCCAACGAAGUGCUUGGUCAGCUCAGACGUGAAGCACGCCACUUUCCACUCUUCGAUGGGAUAUGUGUUUUCAUACUUGGCCCGCGCCGACAUGAUACGAAAGGAUGCGACCAACGGGUAGAUCGCCGGCAUGAAGCGUUUACAUGAGCGCUCGACCCAGUCGGCUUCUCCGUUCGUGACAAUCAUCACGGUGCGGUUCGCAUCGACGCAAGCUUUGAGAAACGUGGUAACGUGUUGCAUCAGGAGUUCCAUGAGAAUCUGAUCUUGCGUGGACAGUGGUUCAUGCACGUCGUCGAGCGUAUAUCGCUGUUUCGCCAGGUACGCGUUCGGGAAAAGCGUGUCGUCCCAGUCGAGCAAGAUGACGGUGGACGGCACGUUGUACGUCAAUGCACGCAGCGGCGUCGACGGCAUUAUGGAUGGACCCAUCCCCGCGGAGGACAGAAUCGACGUCGGGCCGUACAUGGUGGACGUAUGCUGCUGUUGUUGGGAAGCUGUUGAAUUCACAACUGAUCUUGCCA